Messenger RNA from Kwoniella botswanensis, 405 nucleotides. RefSeq lists its product as uncharacterized. The transcript is spliced from 2 exons. The record is from RefSeq and is a predicted model, not a curated record. Bases 1 to 405 code for a protein of 134 amino acids. Lineage: Eukaryota; Fungi; Basidiomycota; Tremellomycetes; Tremellales; Cryptococcaceae.
AUGUCAGACCUCCCUUCCACGAUCCCCAAGGGGUCUUGGAUCGAAACCAUCCAAGAUAAUCUCUGCAUAGCUUCUCAGCAAGUGACCAGUGACUUUCAAAGGAUCUACCAAUCAUUGACACAGUCUGGCCAACAAGAAUGGGCAUUGAUCAAUCGAUCAGUCAGAUCAGUACAACCUACUAUCGAGGGGGGUCAGCCAUAUAUCGAAGUGACAUUGGAUUGGAAACUGGCCAAUUACUAUUCCAAGAAAGAGGCGGAGAAUCUGACGAUCAUAGCGAGGCGAUCCCUCCACUUUAAGGGUGCAGCCCCGACUUCAACCAAUAUUGAUGGAAUCCUAAGUUAUAACCCUCCGAUGGUUGAGGAGAGUAUGGUAAGACCUAGAGUGGUACGAAGAGGGAAUCUCUGA